CCUAAGCAACCCCCUUAUCCCUGCUCUUCCUAGAAAUUCACACACACACAUAUUCUAGAGACACAGAAAAAGCCAAUUUAUUUCUGCUACAUAAGAGAGUCCUUUGCCUCCUGGUUCUUUCACAAACUAUCAGUUGCAGCCAUUUCAAUUACUGAAUUAAUGAAUUUACCACAAAAUUACAUUCUGAAUUGAGUACUACUCCUUUCUUGUCUUUUUAUUAGGUAAAUACUUUUGUUUGUUUAUCACCAACAUUAAUUGCCUCGUUCUUGUAAAUCCCAGCUGUUUGAAUCUCAAAGUCUCCUCUCUCUUUCUAUAUCUGUCCAACUUUCCCUUUUCAAUACUUCUGUUUUUUUUCUAUGUUUUUAUGCUGAAUACUCUUCAAUUCUCCUUUCUAUACUUCAAGAACUCACAACCCAUUUUCAAAUCUUGAAUUUUUAACUCAUCAUUUGGUUGGAAAAAAAAAUAUAUAUUGAAGUAAUGGCACAAAAGCAUUUGCAUGAGCUUCUAAAAGAAGAUCAAGAACCAUUUUACAUUACUAAUAAACGUUUUCAGCUCAAAAGACUCAAUUUUUCUUCACCUAAAACCUCAUUAAUACAAAUCAAGAAAACUCAAAAGCCAAUUACUCAAACCUCAACAUCUACAUUCUGCAAAAAUACUUGUUUUUUCUCCUUCAAUGACUCACCAGACAUAAGAAAAUCUCCUUUGAAGAGCCCACAAAAUGGGAAAGUUUUUCUUCAUGUACCUACAAAAACAGCUACUCUACUUGAAGCAGCAAUGAGGAUUCAAAAAGUACAACAAACUUCAAAACCAAAAACCCAAAUCAAGAAAGUAAAGUUUGGGGUUUUGGGGUCCAUUUUGAAGAAACUCAAGGAUCGAAAUAGCAAUAAAAAAGGUGAAAAUAGUGUAAGGAUUAUUUCAACAAGUGCAGAAAUAACAAGAAAUGCAUAUGAAGAAAAGUGCAUGGAUUUGGAGACUUAUAGUAGCAAUAAUGGUGAUUUGGACACGUGUCCAUUAAGUCCUUUUAGAUUUUCUCUUCAAAGGUGCAAGUCAACCGGCGAUGUUAUGCCGGAAUUCACAUCUCCGGUCAGUCACAAGAAAGAGGGCAAAGAAAACGAUGAAACAAUAGGUAUUGAUCAGCUAGUAGAAGAAGCAGAUGAGAAAGAGCAAUGCAGUCCAGUUUCUGUGUUGGAUCCUCCAUUUGAGGAGGAUGAUGAUGGACACGAAGGCGGGGACGACGACGACGAGGAUUGUGACCUUGAAGGCGGGGACGACGACGAGGGCGAGGGUUGUGACCUUGAAUGCAGUUAUGCACUUGUACAAAGAGCACAGCAGCAGCUUUUGCAUAAGCUUCGUAGAUUCGAGAAAUUAGCAGAAUUAGAUCCCGUUGAACUCGAGAAACUAUUGCUCGACGAAGAGGACAAUGAUGCUCCAGCAGAUGAAGAGGAAUAUCAAGUUUCCAACAUGAUUUCCGAGGAGAAGUCUGAAGUUAAAAACUUGAACUAUGGAGAAGCAGUCUUUGGAAAAGAAGUCAAGAAGUUUGAUUCAUCGCAAGAAUCAAGAUCAAAUACCCUCGAUAUGAUGGUAAAAUCGGAUUUGCAAAGUGAGUUUGAUGAAUGGAAUAACUUUCAGGAGCAAAGAGAAGAAACUGCGAUAGAAUUUGCUUUUUCUAUAUUUGGGUUGUUAGUUGAGGAAUUUGGAGAGGAGCUAAUUCAUUAGCUCACUGCUAGGAUGACACGAAUUUCUGACGGAUGUUGCAUAGGAAAUUUAGGAUAGGAAGUCGAAAAACAUUAGCAACUAGUAUAAUUCCAAUAAAUCCGUUGGUAAUUUUUGCAGUGUUAGACCACUUAAUUAGCGAUAAAUGUGAAAUAUUUAAAAAGGAAUAUAUCCUUUGUAUGAGCUCA
This is a messenger RNA of Lycium barbarum (goji berry), 1901 nucleotides long. RefSeq lists its product as uncharacterized. The transcript has 3 exons. NCBI's taxonomy places the organism in Eukaryota, Viridiplantae, Streptophyta, Magnoliopsida, Solanales, Solanaceae. The coding region runs from base 478 to 1716 and encodes 412 amino acids. The record is from RefSeq and is a predicted model, not a curated record.